AUGGAUAUAACGAGUUUCUCGCAACAGGAAGGAGAGACAUUGUACGAAUCUUGGGAACGCUAUCGGGAGUUACAACGAAGGUGUCCUCAUCAUGAUCUACCCGAUUGGCUAAUAGUCCAAAUAUUUCACAAUGGACUCACCUACCCUACAAAGACACAUGUAGAUGCGGCGGCGGGAAGAUAUUUGAUGGGAAAGUCGGCUGAGAAAGCUCAACAAUUGAUUGAAAAAAUGGCUGCUAAUAAUUACCAAUGGGCUAACGAACGAGAUAAUAUAAGGAUAGCCGCAGGUAUGCUUGAAGUAGAUACCUUGAAUAUGUUAAGUGCAAAGAUGGAUAAUGUGGUUAAGAUACUUAAUAGGCAAGUUGGUUCUAGUUCUAACCAAGGAGUAGUUGUUGUGUGUUGUACUAACUAUGGAGGAGAUCAUGAUGAUUCUAUGUGUUCUAGCAGCGAACAGGAUCAAGGGAACCAACAAAGAUCGGCAAAUCCACCGGAUUUUCAACCGAAACAACCACUUCCGAAGUCUAAACCAACUUGGAAAUUGACAAUUGAAAAGUUAGCAAAUGUAUCAAAUGAUAAAAUUGAAAAGUUAGCUAGUGCCAAUACUCAACGGUUUGAAAGAAUUGAGGGAAGGAUGGACCAACUCACCAAUAUGUAUAGGAACGUCGAGGUCCAAUUAGGCCAAAUAGCUAAUGCGGUCAACAAUCGGAACCAAGGGGAUUUACCUAGCAAGACUGAGGUGAACCUAAGGGAGCAUGUGAACGUUAUAACCCUCCGUAGUGAUAAGGAAGUGGGUGAGCUGCCUGUGGUUGAAAGUGUGAGGGAACAUGAAAGAAGAGAAAACAAGCAGUUGAGUGAGUUAGGAGAGGAUAGCAAGAAAAGUAAGGGGAAAAACAAGGUGGAAGAAAGCGAGCCACAAAGAUUGAAGCCAUCGAGAAGUGACAAAGAAUUUGAGAAGUUCGUCAACAUUUUCAAACAAUUACAUAUUAGCAUUCCUUUUGUUGAUGCUAUUUUGCAGAUUCCUUCGUACGCAAAGUUUCUCAAGGAGAUAAUGACUAAGAAAAGGAGAUUAGAAGAUAGCGAGACUAUUGCAUUAAUGGAGGUAUGCAGUGCCAUCAUACAAAACAAAUUGCCACCAAAGUUGAAAGAUCCAGGGAGUUUCACAAUUUCUUGCACUAUUGGUAAUGUAGAAUUUUCUAAAGCACUAUGUGACCUUGGUGCUAGUGUUCCAUUGAUUCCUUUGACUGUGACUAGGCAAUUGGGGAUGAAAGAGUUAAAGCGUACUAAUAUUUCUUUAUAA
This is a messenger RNA of Coffea eugenioides, 1296 nucleotides long. RefSeq lists its product as uncharacterized. The record is from RefSeq and is a predicted model, not a curated record. The coding region runs from base 1 to 1296 and encodes 431 amino acids. NCBI's taxonomy places the organism in Eukaryota, Viridiplantae, Streptophyta, Magnoliopsida, Gentianales, Rubiaceae. The transcript has 2 exons.